Molecule: messenger RNA, 717 nt
Organism: Poeciliopsis prolifica (blackstripe livebearer)
Lineage: Eukaryota; Metazoa; Chordata; Actinopteri; Cyprinodontiformes; Poeciliidae
Product: sonic hedgehog protein-like
Exons: 3
Coding region: 1-717 (238 amino acids)
Biological process (GO): cell-cell signaling; regulation of gene expression; smoothened signaling pathway
Molecular function (GO): calcium ion binding; patched binding
Source: RefSeq, a predicted model, not a curated record
AUGUACCAUCAUCUUCAUCAUCUGCCCCGCUGCUGCUCUCUCUCUUCCUGCAGCAGACAGGCGGCUCCGCAGACGGACGCAGCUUCCAUCCCUCCCUCACCUGUUGCUGCUUCUGGCUGCGCUGCGGCGCGUUGGAAACCUUUACGCAUCGAGAGGCUCUCCGGCCCUCGCUGCUGGUCUCCGCAGCCUGACGGCUCAGCGGGGCGCCGGGCGGAGCGGAGGGAGCCGGCCGGCCUGGCGGAGCAGACGCUGUGCGCCAGCGGCAAGGCGGAGGGGAAGAUCAGCCGCGGCUCGGAGCGCUUCAAGCAGCCGAACCCCGACUGCAUCACCUUCAAGGACGAGGAGAACAGGACCGCCCCAAGUCCGCAGACAUUCGGCAGCUUGCGCAUCACAGAGCGCACCCGGUGGUCUGCGCAGGCGCAGCAGCAGGUGGUUCAGGUGGAUCACCGCGUCUCCGCCCGCCGCCGCCAAAGAAGUCUCGUCCUCACCGUCCGUCUCUGUCCGUUGACCCGGCAGGGAACCAUUGUGGUGGACGGAGUGAUGGCGUCCUGCUACGCGGCGGUGGACGGUCACCGCUUGGCCCACCGGGCCUUCGCCCUGCACCGCUGGACAGGAAGCGCUGGGCGCCUCGGCAACGGCCUGGACUGGUACUCACAGAUCACACUCUGGCUGGGCCAGGCGGUUCUGGUACCAGCAGCAAACAGGAAAUACUAUUAA